CCUUUAUUCUCAUGAGUGACGUGAAGAAAGAAAGCAAGAAGGCCGAGGAUGUCGUCGCGCAGACCGACGAGGCUCAGGUCGGGCUUGUGAUUAAGAUUCUCGGUCGCACUGGCUCCCGCGGCGAGGUGAGUCAGGUUCGUGUUCGCCUGAUGGCCCCCGCUGGCUCCCCUGAUGCAAACCGCACCAUCGUGCGCAACGUCAAAGGGCCAUGCAAUGAAAAUGACAUGCUGUCCCUGAUGGAAACCGAACGUGAGGCACGCCGCUUGAACUAAAAAGUCCGCUGCUUCCGUGAGUUUAGGGCAUUUUUUCCUUACGUUUUAUUUAGGAUUUAAUUAAUAAUCUGAUUUUACUAUAAAUGUUUUUAAUAGUAUGAAUUUCUAUGUAAGUUUGUUUAUUA
Phytomonas sp. Hart1 is the source of this 397-nucleotide messenger RNA. The record is from the annotation of a GenBank genome assembly. NCBI's taxonomy places the organism in Eukaryota, Euglenozoa, Kinetoplastea, Trypanosomatida, Trypanosomatidae.